CUCGCUUUUCACCCGCGUCGGUUCCUUAUCGACUCUGGUCAGCGUGGACCAAGUCGUCCCAGCUGUUGAAUCUCUUGUAUUCCAUCAUUCUUUAUUUCUGUAUUACAUAAUCUCUCAGUUUGAUCAAUCGGCUAUUGCCAGCGGCUGCAAAACUCACCAGCCAUGCCUGUCGUCAAAGGUGGUGUUUGGACGAAUAUCGAGGAUGAGGUGCUUCGUGCGGCGGUCUCCAAGUACGGUCUCAACCAGUGGGCGCGUGUUUCUUCGCUGUUAGCAAGAAAGACCCCGAAGCAAUGCAAAGCGCGAUGGGUGGAAUGGCUGGAUCCCGGUAUCCGCAAGGUCGAAUGGUCGAGGGAGGAGGAUGAGAAGCUGUUGCAUUUGGCCAAGUUGAUGCCAACCCAGUGGCGUACAAUUGCGCCUAUUGUCGGACGCACAGCAACCCAAUGCUUGGAACGCUACCAAAAGUUGCUGGAUGAAGCGGAAGCGCGUGAGAACGAUGAUUUAGGUCUGGAAGGUCCCGGUGCUGAGUCGGCUGCCCCUAGUGCCGACGAUGUGCGACGGUUACGACCCGGUGAACUGGACCCCGACCCGGAAUCCAAACCCGCUCGCCCUGAUACAAUCGACCUUGAUGAAGAUGAGAAGGAGAUGCUGAGUGAGGCUCGAGCUCGCCUCGCGAACACACAGGGAAAGAAGGCGAAGCGGAAGGCUAGAGAAAGGCAGUUGGAAGAGUCGCGACGACUUGCAGUCCUUCAGAAACGACGUGAACUCAAAAAUGCUGGCAUUAAUAUCAAGGUCGUGACUCGCAAGAAGGGUGAAAUGGACUACAACGCCGACAUUCCGUUCGAGAAGCCAGCAGCACCCGGCUUUUACGACACUAUGGAGGAAGAAACCCGAAAUGAGAGACAACGGGAGAUGUUUGACCCUCGCAAACAGCAGCUCGCCAACAAGCGGAAAGGAGAUCAAGAUGAUGAUGCGGAGCGCAAGAAGAGGAAGAACGACAAGAAUGGUAAUUCUUCGUCUGCUGCCGCUGCUCGCGCUGGCCAGAUGCAAAAGAUUCGAGAAGCAGAACAGAGCAGCAAGAGAAGAGCGCUUGUUCUUCCCAGCCCUCAGGUCGGCGAAGGUGAAAUGGAGGACAUCAUUAAGAUGGGUAUGGCAGGCGACAGAGCCAAUAAGAUGGCAGGAGACGAGGAAGGGUCCCGAGGAUUGAUUGGCAACUACUCUGCUAUAGUCGCGCCAGAGGAAGAUCACAUCGCCAACGAGAUCCGCAACAUCAGAGCUCUGACUGAAACUCAAUCAUCGCUAUUGGGAGGUGAGAAUACUCCUUUGCAUGAGGGAGGAUCAUCCACUGGAUUUGAUGGGAUCGCUCCUCGGCGUCAGCAGAUCUUUACCCCGAACCCUAUGGCCACGCCUUUCAGGCAAGCGAAUGGCGUUGGGGCAACCCCUAUGAGGGGUGGUGUUGGGUCUGGUGCCACUCCUUUGCGGACUCCUCAAGCUGGGCAGCUCAUCGGAAGUACCCCUAGAGAUAUCAAAAUGCAUGAGAAGUUUGCACGCCAAAGCAUCCGCGGAAAGCUGGCAGCUCUGCCAAAGCCCAAAGAAACGGAGUGGGAACUGGAAGAGCUUCCUUCCGAAUCCGCGGAGCCAGCCGCAGCGGCUGGUUACGUCGAAGAGGAUUCGGCUGAGCGCGACAGAAGAGAAAACGAGGCUCGGCAGCGUGCCGCCGAAGCCGAGCUCAAGCGUCAGACACAAGUAUAUCAACGAGCCCUACCCCGGCCAAGUCGAGUCCUGGUCGCAAAAGAAGCUGCUCUUCUCAUUGCACACGACGCGCGCAAAUUCCCUAUCCCAGGUGCGAAGGUGGAGGGCAAGGCUCGGAAGUUGGAACAGCUCGAUGACGGCCUCAUGGAGCAAGCCCCGGCCGCAUCUGAAAAGCAGCAGGAGUGGCAGGAGAACUUCGAUGAGCAAUGGUCGACGAAACACUCCAACACUCUGCCCGAGGAGGAUGUAUAUCAACAAGAACAACGGAUGAACUCCCUGCUCGCCACGGCGGAGCGAGGCAACAAGCUGGAGAAGAAGCUUGCCCGGGCCAAGGUGCUCCGAACAAAGAUAGUGGAGGCCAACACAGCCCUGGAGAAAACUAGGGAUGAGCUCGAUGCUUUCCGUACACUCGAAAAGCUGAGGGAUGAUCGCGAAGCUCAAGACCUGUAUAGAACUAGGAAGGACGAACUCGACGAGCUUGUGGCAGGAACAGGGGGGAUGGUUAAUGGGGACGAGGCCAUGGGGACCCCGGACCCCGUCGAGAAGGGGUUCGCCACCCUCAACACCAUCCGGAUCGGUGUCAAGGCCAUGGUGCAGAAGGAUGGAGAAUUACGAAAGGCAGAGAUCCUAUCUAUCAAGCAGCGGAAGGAUGGUCCUUCAUUCUACGUCCACUAUGUCGACUUCAACAAGCGUCUUGAUGAGUGGGUUGAUUCCACAAGAAUCGAUCUGUCACACGAGGUCGAAUGGCCCCAACCAGAGAAACCGGAGAAAAAGAAGACCGGCCCCAGCAACAAAGCACCUAGCAAGAACCCCCAGAAGCGUGCGAGAGCCGAAAGCCGUGAUGUAUCUGCAACUCCGGAUCUUCUAACAGGCAAGAACACCAAUGUUGGCAAGGCCCAGCGCCCGUCCAAAGCAGGCGGGAAGGAGAAUCGGGGCGACGAGACUCCUUUGAACCUCUCCAUCGGGGGCUCAGAAGCCGUCUCUGUAGAUGGAACUCCCAGGCCGGAAUCGGAUGAUGUCGACAUGAUCGAUGUCGGCUUCUCCAAGGAUGAGAAGGAAGAAGCGAAAGCACUAGGCCUCAUGUCGCGCGAAGAAGAGAUCGAACGGCUCCGUACCAGUGGCAGUAUGACCCAGAAUCCAACGGAGAUUCACCGGGUGCGAAAUUUGACCCGUCUCCAAAUGGGCAAAUACGAUAUCGAACCAUGGUACUUCUCCCCCUACCCUGCAUCCUUCUCCGACGCAGACGUCGUGUACAUCGAUGAGUUCUGCCUGGGAUAUUUCGACAACAAGCGCUCCUUCGAGCGUCAUCGUUCCAAGUGCACCCUUGUGCACCCCCCCGGAAACGAAAUCUACCGGGACGACUACAUUUCCUUCUUCGAAGUCGACGGCCGGCGUCAGCGAACCUGGUGCCGCAACCUCUGUCUGCUCAGCAAGCUCUUCCUCGACCACAAAACUCUCUACUACGACGUCGACCCCUUCCUCUUCUACUGCAUGUGCAGUCGCGACGAAACUGGCUGCCAUCUGGUCGGCUACUUCUCCAAGGAAAAAGACUCCGCAGAAGGCUACAACUUAGCCUGUAUUCUCACCCUUCCUCAAUACCAACGCCGCGGGUACGGCCGUCUCCUCAUCUCCUUCAGCUACGAGCUCGGCAAGCGGGAAGGAAAGCUCGGAUCGCCCGAGAAACCACUCAGUGAUCUCGGUCUCCUCAGUUAUCGACAGUAUUGGCGAGAGACUCUCGUGGAGAUCCUCCUAGAUGUUGGCCGCGAGGCAAUCAGCGAGCACGACCUUUCCAUGCUCACCUCUAUGACAGAGAAAGACGUCCACGAAACAUUGGUCGUUUUCAAUAUGCUUCGAUACCACAAAGGAAACUGGGUCAUAGUUCUGACCGACCAAGUCGUGGAAGAGCACAAAAAGCGUCUAGAAAAAGAAAAGGUCAAGGGCUCUCGCAAAAUCGACCCUGCACGACUGCAAUGGAAACCUCCUGUCUUCACUGCUUCAUCCCGGACAUGGAACUGGUAAGACAAUUAUAACUACCAGAAUGGACGUGAUAGCAACAGAAGGGAAAAAGAGGGGGGAUGUUGAUACCCAAAUUGAAUGGAGUCCUUGGUGUACUGUAUGUUAAUGAUUUCGAUUCUCGUUUUGGAGCCCUCUCUUUAUCUAUUGUUUCAUUUUCGACUCAAGGGAUGUAAAUUAGUUUACUAUGGGGGAGCGGGGGGUUUGUUUGAUUAGCAUGGACUAGCGAUAGCAGGAUAGGUGUUGUGGAAAUUCUUGUUGAUUUGGUAUGGUCUAGAUGUAGAGGGAAAGAAUGUUACGUCUGUGUGUACUCUGUAAAUGUCAGUCACCAUUUAGCC
This is a messenger RNA of Aspergillus sclerotioniger CBS 115572, 4100 nucleotides long. RefSeq names its product putative cell division control protein (Cdc5) (gene cef1). The transcript is spliced from 20 exons. The record is from RefSeq and is a predicted model, not a curated record. Gene Ontology annotation, cellular component: spliceosomal complex; Prp19 complex. Lineage: Eukaryota; Fungi; Ascomycota; Eurotiomycetes; Eurotiales; Aspergillaceae. Gene Ontology annotation, biological process: regulation of DNA-templated transcription; mRNA splicing, via spliceosome. The coding region runs from base 163 to 3768 and encodes 1201 amino acids. Gene Ontology annotation, molecular function: histone acetyltransferase activity.